Symbiodinium sp. CCMP2592 is the source of this 1749-nucleotide messenger RNA. The record is from the annotation of a GenBank genome assembly. NCBI's taxonomy places the organism in Eukaryota, Dinophyceae, Suessiales, Symbiodiniaceae.
GUUGUCAUCACCCGCAUUUCCUCCGAAGUUGCCGCCGGCCUUCCGAGAAGCCAGCAACCUCAGGAGAUGGACCUGUUGGAGACUCCGCUGCCUGGUGAGGAUCUGCUGCUGCAUGGCUACUGCCGUGGCAGUGCAUUCUGCACCUUUGCCUGCAGAGCUCUGGCCGUGUCCGGCGAAAUCCUGCGAUUCGAGGUACGUUCGGACAAUCUUCCGGAGACGGGCGCUUCCGGAAGCCCAUUGACAAACAGAAGAGGUCAAGCAGUCGCAGUGCACAUGGGUCUGUGGCGCGAAGGCUCAGGCGUGGAGGGACGAGCGACGCUUCUACGAGCACUAGGAAUUCCCUCGUCCCUGCGACAACCAGCACCUUUGCCACGGCGAGUUUGCAUGACCGGGCGGCGCGGCACGAAUGAUGUUCUCAACGGCAUCUACGAGGUCGCAAGCGACUUAGACGUCUACCCAGUUUGGGUCAGCGCGGCUGCCUCGCCGCAGAGUUCCCGCGAGGAGAAGAAGACGAUCCAGCGCCAGAUUGCAAGCUUGUCCAGGCGGAUUGCUGCAGGAGGAGGAUUCUCGUCUUCUUCAUCGUCUACGACGCCGAGCCCGACAAGCAGAUCCACCUCCGCGCGUCGCCUUUUCCUCUACAAAGGAACCAAGACCAAAGCAUGGACAGUGGGCACACGACUUGGAGAUGGCCUGCUUCGAAGCGAAGGUGGUGCUGGUGGUAUCAUCGCGCGGCGGGUUGCUGUGGAGGGCGACGGCGAAGACCCCUCCGAGGUUUGUGUUUCGCCGGCGGCCCGAGGUUGGGAGGUGCAGCGGAAACAUGUAGUUUGUAGGAUCUGGCCGCAGUACCUCCUGUUGAACUCUUUAGUUCCCAGGCUGCUGGGGCCGCAGAAUCUGAAAGAACGCUACGGUGCGAGCUGGUCGCUCGUGACUGGUGGCUCCUCAGGAAUUGGCAAGGAGCUGGCGCGAAAAUUGCUAUCCCAAGGGCUCAAUUUGAUUAUCAUAGCGCGUGACGAGCCGAUCUUCGAAGAGACCUUAAAGGAGCUAAAAAAGGAGUUUCCGAAAGCGACGAUCCGAAGUGUCAAGGCAAACUUGUCGGACAGUUCUGGGUCCUGGAUGGCAGACGUCAAAGAGGCAACCAAGGACAUAGAUGUUCAAGUGGUUUUCAACAACGCUGGCUUCAUCGUCACAGGCUUCUUCGAGCAGCACUCGGUGGAGACGCACCUCGCAAACUUCCACUGCAAUCUCACUGCAAACAUACACCUCACCCACUACCUCUACAGCAGACUCAUCAGCAAGGGCCUGAAAGGCUGCAUUGUCUUCACUUCGUCCUCUGCGGGCUUCAUUCCAAACCCUUUUGCUGCAAUGUACGGCUGCACCAAGUCAGGGCUAUCAGAGCUGGCUGCAAGUCUUGCUGUUGAGGGCAAGGCACGUGGCGUGGACGUUCAUGCAGUGCACCCGAGCCCAGUGAAUUCUCGAUUCACAGCUGGUGGCGGGAACGAUGUCAAAGUGCACAAGAUGAACAUGUUUGACAUGGCCUACAAAAUGGCCACAGGUCCGGAGGAGCUUCCGAACCAGAUCUUCGCUGCCGUCGGCCGAUCCCCAGUGAUGAUUGAUCUUGGUGGCACGUCGGUCGGCAUGCGGUUGGCAGUUCACUUCUUGGGCUACAACCUGAUGACCUAUGGCUUUGCAUUGGCAGCUCCGUUCCUGCCUGACUACAAGAACAAUGUCAACAAGGAGAAAAGCUCCUGA